CGCCUGCGUCCGUGUUUACUCCUGCGCGCGCUCUAGCUUCCGCCGCGCACCGCACUCGGUGGCAGCGCCCGGCGUCCGCGGUCUGCUGCGCUUGUGCGGACUUCCGCACUUCGCGUUGCUUUGUAGAACCGUGCGCCGUUUUGACACCGCACUUUGUGGAGCAUGCGGAAAUCAGCGCAACAGUGUCAGUUGGCUGCUUCCUUCAAAUGAUGGACUACGCUGAAGGUGAAAGAUGCCUUACGUAUUGGCGGCCAACAACACAUAUCAUCACCGAAUUUCUGAGAGCAGAACUGCUAACAAAUCUACCAGGAACGAAGUACAGUAGCCUUCCGGUUACUUCACGUGCAGGAAUGGUGACUGCAGGUGGGAAUGAAAAGUGGAAUCUGUAGGCAAAGAAAGUCUGAGGAACUGCUCGCACUCUAAGUAGCUAAACUGAACAAUGGAAAGAGUAAUAAAGGAUUGUUACUUAAUUAUGUACUUCUGGAAGUUUAAAAGUACCACUGAGAAUAGUCAUCUGACGUUCGCGCACAAUAUUCUGUGGCAAGUGGAGGAUGAUCGUGGAGUAGAAAUGGUGAAUUAUUAGGAGAAGAGGGGGGGAAAUUUUGGUGGAGCAGGUGGUGCCGGUGUUUCCGAAGAGAGCUGUGCGACUGGAGUGAGCAAGAAGGCGCCAGCAUGAACGACAGCUCGUGCUCGCAGUCCAAUGCCAGCAGCACGGACGGACAGCUGCUCUUCGAGUUCGUGGCGUACGGCGUGCUGCUGAACCUGAUCGGUAUCUUCGGGAUCGUAGGCAACAUCAUCUCGAUGAUCAUACUAUCGCGGCCACAGAUGCGCUCGUCCAUCAACUACUUGCUGAUCGGGCUGGCGCGCUGCGACACCGUGCUGAUCGUGACGUCGGUGCUGCUGUUCGGGCUGCCGGCCAUCUACGGGUACACGGGGAUGCUGAUGGCGUACUUCUACUACGUGUACCCGCUCGUGGCGCCCAUCGUGUUCCCCGUGGCGCUGAUCGCGCAGACGGUCUCGGUCUACCUGACGCUGACGGUGACGCUGGAGCGCUUCGUGGCCGUGUGCCACCCGCUGCAGGCGCGCUCGCUCUGCACGUACGGCCGCGCGCGCCUCUACGUUCUGCUCAUCCUGGCACUCGCCACCGUCUACAACCUGCCGCGCUUCUGGGAGGUCACGCACGUCGAGGACUUCAGCCCCAUCACCAACUCCACCAUUUAUACUGUGGCGCCCACCUCCCUGCGCGACAACCGCAUCUACAUCUCAGUCUACAUACACUGGCUCUACUUCAUCUUCCUCUACAUCCUGCCGUUCGCCUGCUUGGCCGUGCUGAACACCGCAAUAUACCGUCAGGUGAGGAAGGCCAACCAAGAACGGCAACGUCUGUCCCGGCUGCAGAAGAAGGAGAUUGGGCUCGCGACGAUGCUCCUGUGUGUCGUCAUCGUCUUCUUCCUGUGCAACAUCCUCGCUCUGGUAAACAACAUUCUGGAGGCAUUCUACUGUAUAAACAUCGACCAGCUGGUCAAAACGAGCAACCUGCUCAUCACCAUCAACUCGUCGGUGAACUUCGUGAUCUACGUAAUAUUCGGGGAGAAGUUCAAGCGUCUGUUCCUGAAGAUGUUCUGCUCGCACGGCCGGUGGCUGGGCCACGGGGGCCGUGACUCGCCGGACGGCACGCACGACGACAGCCUCGUGUCGAACGGUGACGGCCGCCACUACUCCAUUCGGCUGCAGCGCAGCGUCACCAGACACGCUAGCCGGCGACAGGGGCCACGCGCCCCCUCGCCUGGGCCCUGCGUCUAUUAUCCCAAGCGCACCCACGAGUGGGACGCCACCACCUCCACCACCGUCAACAAGCUGUGAGGUGGGCAUCGUCUGUCAGAGUCACGUCCCCGUGUGGUCUACCCGAACGCCACCACGACAGGAAUGCCACCUCCCCCACCAUCAUCAAAAAGUUGUGAGGGGGACAGCGUUAACCAUAGUCUACUACUCAAAGCACAGCCUCGAGUGUUGCAAAACCACCUUCAUUCUUGUCAAUAAUCAGCGAGGGGGCAGCGUCAGUCACAACCUUAUCCCAGUAGUAAAUACCCUAAGUGCAACCAUCAAAGUGAUGCCAGUACAUCCUCCAACAUCAACAAGCGGUGUGUUGGUGAUCAUUGGUCAUAAUCAUUCCCCGUGAGGACUACCCCAUGUGCAGCCACGACGGCCACCACCGUCAACAAGUUGUGAGGAGGGCAGCAUCGACCAUAAUCUACUACCCAGAAUAUAGCUCUGAGUGUCAUGCCACCACCCAAACACAGUGAAUAGUCUGUGAGUAAGGUAUCAACAGCCACAACCCUCACACCAAGUGAAAAACCCUACCUGCAGCGACGAGAGUGAUACCAGUACGUCCACCGUCGUCAAAAUGUUGUAAGGUGAGCAUCAUCAGUCACAAUCGUGUCCUUGUGUCGGCUACCGUAAGUGUAGUCCUGACAGUAAUGCCACCUCCAUCUCCACUGUCAAAAAACUGUGAGGACAGCAGCACCAGCCAUACCACAUUGGUCGAAGUCCAGCCUCAGUUGUGACGCCACCACGACCUCCACCACCGUCAAUAAUUUGUGAACUGGGCAGAACCAGUCACGACCCUGGCCCCAUGUCAAAAACCCAAAGUGCAGCCAUGAGAGUGACGCUAGAAUCUCCACUACAAUCAUCAUGGACGCGACCGUCCCCAAGACCGUUAACAAGCUGUGAAAAGGGUACCAAUUCUCGACACUCACUGUGGUGUCAAUUUUAAAGCGGUACCUUAUCACAUACAUGGUACCAAUUUUUAGUUAUCAUUUAUCACAAUGUUACUUAUAUUGAGUGAGAUACUAUAAACUCACUUUCAUUGUGAUGCCCCCUCACAACUUGUUUGAAAUCAUUCCCAAAUUGUUUCUGAAACAAUGGUCCACUCCACUGGUUCCUUACUAAUAUAUAUUUGUGGUGUCAUAUGUUAUGACGUCAUUCGUUACUAUUUCGGCAUGAAAUGACUACAUUGCUGUAAAGACAUUUCUUUGGUGAUCUCUCCCAGAACACCUGGAGGAGCUGGUCCAGAUUGGUAUAAUUGAGCAGAUUCGAUACUCAAUGUCAGUGACUCUGCCUCCCCAGCAAAACGAUGCCCUCGUCCACUGUAUCCCAAAUAGCACAUAUUUGAGAAACUAUUUAUUUCAUCUCCAUCCAUCACAAUAUCACUGUGUAUUUACUGACACACGGUCACGUCAUGUCUAUAGUGGUCCAAUGCACAUCACGUUUAAGAUCAAGUUCAUGUGAGAAUACUAUGGGAGGUAAAAUACUCAACAACAGGGACCAUGUCUCCCCGCAAAAUGACUUUUAAAUAACAGCAUAUUCCACUGGUCCUUCCAUAGAAUACAUUACUGGCACCAGAUGAUAUGUCGUCAUCCAUCACAAUCAUUGAGAUACUGUAGCGUUGUUUCUGUAGUUAUCCUGCAACAUCUCAUUUGAGAUCUUGUCCUUAUAUGUGUGUACUUGGACAGAUACAGCAGAGAACGUCAUGGACCACCUACACCUUCUGCAGUGGUGUCUCAUGCAACCCAGAGAAGAAUUGCAAAAAUGUCGAAGAUCCACUAACCAUCAACGCCUCAUCAUACCGUUAACUUAUUAAUUUUAUAUUCUACAUGUGGAACUAUUGCAGUUAGCUCGACGAAUCAAAGGGACGUUGUGCGGCAACGAAUGGCGUCUCUUUGGUUACCGCUCUGAAGUGUCCACAAUAUCUGACUCAUCUCGCCAAUACGUCCAUAGCUGAUAACUGCAGACCCUGUGUGACACUAUAGUGUUGCCAUCACUACCCUAUUAUCUCCAUAUCAAGUGUUCUCUUCUUAUCUUCAUUUGCUACCACACGAGCAUACACUGCCGGGUGUAGCAAUCAACGUGACACAUUCCAUUCCAGGUCAAUGACUUUUCAUAAGUGCAAUGUAAGGGAUGAACAGAACGUAAAAGAUAACCUUUCCAUUAGUACUGUUGCCGCUGAUGUCACUGAAAUAACGUGAAAUUAAAAGGCAUAUAAAUUAAAUGGA
Messenger RNA from Schistocerca gregaria, 4052 nucleotides. RefSeq names its product FMRFamide receptor. Gene Ontology annotation, molecular function: G protein-coupled receptor activity. The transcript is spliced from 4 exons. Bases 673 to 1863 code for a protein of 396 amino acids. NCBI's taxonomy places the organism in Eukaryota, Metazoa, Arthropoda, Insecta, Orthoptera, Acrididae. Gene Ontology annotation, biological process: G protein-coupled receptor signaling pathway. The record is from RefSeq and is a predicted model, not a curated record. Gene Ontology annotation, cellular component: membrane.